AUGCAUCCCACCUACAUUCUAUCGGUUCUUGCCCUCGUGCUUCCUGUCUACUCGUCUAGUUCGACCGCUAGAAUGGGCUGCUACUCCGACGUAGGAAAUAUGAAGAACCAAGGUCCCUACACCUACCAGUCACCAGGAUACUGCCGGAAUAAAUGCUCCGCGCAAGGACAUACGGUCGCUGCUCUCAGCCGCGGCAACAUGUGCUAUUGCGGCGACAAGCUGCCUUCGGAAUCUGCCAAGAUUGACGACGACAAAUGCGACACGGUCUGCUUGGGAUACCCCGCAGAAACCUGUGGCGGCCAAGAUACGUUCAAUGUCAUUCAAGCGACUGAAAAUGUCGGCGCCUCUGAUUCCGGUUCCGAUUCCGACAAUGCCUCCACCACUGCUGCACCAACUGCUGCCACCGCGGCUGGUGGAAUCAUUGUCGCACCCUCAACGACUGGUGUACAAACCGGAAUUGUCACCGCCGCCUCAGCCAUCAACUCUAAGAGCGCCAGUGUCGCCUCAUCCAAGACUGCAGGCUCCGCUUCUGCCGCUGUUACUUCAUCCGCCACCCCCACCCCCACAAGUAACGCAGCCGGCACAUUUCGUGCUGGAUCAUCCUUAAUCGGUGCUGCCGUUGCAGGCAUGGGCUUGCUUCUGUAA
Penicillium soppii is the source of this 645-nucleotide messenger RNA. RefSeq names its product WSC domain-containing protein. Lineage: Eukaryota; Fungi; Ascomycota; Eurotiomycetes; Eurotiales; Aspergillaceae. The record is from RefSeq and is a predicted model, not a curated record. The coding region runs from base 1 to 645 and encodes 214 amino acids. The transcript is spliced from 2 exons.